Messenger RNA from Cololabis saira (Pacific saury), 4666 nucleotides. RefSeq names its product neuroblast differentiation-associated protein AHNAK. The transcript is spliced from 5 exons. NCBI's taxonomy places the organism in Eukaryota, Metazoa, Chordata, Actinopteri, Beloniformes, Belonidae. The record is from RefSeq and is a predicted model, not a curated record. Gene Ontology annotation, biological process: regulation of RNA splicing. Bases 206 to 4270 code for a protein of 1354 amino acids. Gene Ontology annotation, cellular component: nucleus; cytoplasm.
ACCAGUUCUCCUGGCUGCUUUCAGUUUGCAGGCAUUUAACCAGCAGCUCAUCGCGUCCCGUCAGAGCUGCUGGGACUCUGAGAGGAGACAUCCGUCCACCGGGGAGGAGGACACGGCCGAGGAGGCAGCGUUGAUAGCUUUACUGGAGGGUGGAGUUUCCACCGCCUAUGUGGCCAUAAAUACAGCCAAGAAGUAAAAGGAAAGCAUGAGUUCUUCAGAAAGCCUGGUGCUGGGCGACCCUGGGGAAGGAGCCGUCAUUACAGGGACCACAGAUAGCACAACUGCUGCAAAAAGUGGUCUGAAAGAUGGGGACAAGAUCGUUGCAGCCACUAUAAACCUCGACAACCUCAACAGAAAUGAAGUUCUGAAAAUCCUGGAGGUCCUGAAGCCAUAUGAGAACAACAUGAAGGUUGUGACAAAGAAGGAUAAACUCCUAGAGAAGGAUUUGUCGCUGGGUGCAUCAGCUGAGGCACCAAAAAUCUCCCUUGACGGCCCGAAUGGGAAGAUACAUUUUGCACAUGGAAAUGGGGGAGAAAUAGGCAGUCCCAUUCUCAAUGGAGACCUUCCAAAAAAGGCCCCAAAAUUCACAAUGCCACACUUUGCUCUGCCUCAGAUUGAAACACCAAAAGCCGAGCUGGAUGUGUCUGAAAACGUAGAAAUCCCUUCUGUCAGCGGGAAUGUGAAGACACCUGACUUCAAUAUGUCUGCCCCAAAGCUCCAUGUUGCAAGUCCAGAUCUGGACCUGAAAGAGCCAAAAGGGAGUAUGAAAGGUCCUGAUGUAAACUUAGAAACCCCAAAUGCUGAUAUUAAAACACCUUCAGAAAAAAUCAACUGGCCCCAUUUAAAAUGGAAAAGUGGUAAAGGUAAAAAUGCUGACCUGUCAGCACCUGAUCUCGGUAUCUCCACACCAAAGAUUGGUGCGGACCUAAAUGCAACAGAUGUUGACAUCCAAGGCCCUGAUGUAGACGUUCAAACCCCUGGUCUUGAUGUGGAUGCCUCAUCUGGUAAGAUCAACUGGCCUCAUUUGAAGUGGAAGAAACCAAAAUUUCAUGGCUCCAAACCUGAUCUGGACUUAGAUGCAAAUGUUAACACACCAGAUAUGGAGCUCACUGCUCCAAAAGUCAAGGGUGAUCUAAAUGUCCCUGACAUUGACAUUAACUCUCCAAACAUUGAUGUGGAAGCUCCCUCUGGCAAAAUCAACUGGCCUCAUUUGAAAUGGAAGAAGCCUAAACUUAAAGGUCCAAAUGCAGACUUAGAUCUAGAUGCUGAGCUGAAUCUUCCAGAAGCUGGCCUUGAUGGUCCUGAUUUAGACAUUAAUGGCCCAGAUCUUGACGCUGAUGCCCCUUCAGGAAAAAUAAACUGGCCUCAUCUGAAAUGGAAAAAAACAAAAGUUCAUGGCCCAAAAGCUGAAAUUGAUGGUGAGCUGGAUUUACCCAAAGCUGAUAUUAAUGCUCCAACUCUGAAUGUAGACACUGAUACCCCAUCUGCUCAGUUCAAAUUGCCCACUUUUAAAAAGCCAAAAUGGUCUCUCUCACAACCAAAGGUUAAUGGUCCAGAUGUUGAUUUAGAUGCCGGGGCUUUAACACCUGACUUGGAUCUCUUAGCUCCAAAGAUUGAUGGAGAGAUAAAAACAUCAGAUGUUGAUCUCAGCCUGCCAGAAACAGAACUGGAUGCCCCCAAAUUAGAUACCGAUGUUCCAAAUGUGAAUAUUGAUGGUCCCUCUGCAAAACCGAAAUGGUUCACCUUAAAGAAACCCAAACUUCCACUAAAAGGACCGAAGGCUAACAUUGAUACUGAUGUGAAAGUACCAGAUGUGGACUUUAAAGGGCCAGAUGUGGAUGUGGGUGCACCAGAUGUUAAUCUUUCUGCACCAAAAAUCAGUGGUGGGUUUGAGAAGGACCUUGACAUCAGCAUGCCUGAUGUCAAAGGACCGAAUGUGAACCUUAACGGUCCAGAUCUUGAGAUUGAACCACUUGAUACUAAUCUGAAGUCACCUAAAUUUAAACUACCACAACUUAAAGGGCCAAAAGUCAAGGGUUCUAACUUGGAUGUUGAUCUUAGUGCUUCAGACAUUGAUGCCAGUCUUGACUUACCUAAAGUUGAUUUGGGUGCACCCGGAGUAGACCUAAAAGCACCAGCUCUCUCCUUGGGCGCACCAGAAAUUGAUGGCAGUCUUGAUGCACCUGAUCUUGAUGUUAUUUCACCAAAAGCUGAUAUCAAAGGUCCUAGUGUAGACAUUGAAGCUCCAGAUGUUGAUGCAUCAGCUGGAAAAUUUAAGCUACCCAAAAUAAAAAUGCCAAAGUUUGGUUUCUCAGGGCCAAGAGUGAAAGAACCUAGUGUUGAUGUAGAUGCUGACCUCAAAACACCAGAUCUGUCCUGUCCAGAUGUAGAUGCAAGGCUGCCCAAAGCAGACCUAACAGUCCCUGAUGUUGAUCUAAAAGCUCCAGACAUUGAUGCCAGUCUUGACUUACCUAAAGUUGAUGUGGAUGCUCCUGGAGUAGACUUAAAAGCACCAGAUCUCUCUUUGGUUGCACCACAAAUUGACGGCAGUCUUGAUGCACCUGAUUUUGACACCAAUUUACCAAGGGCGUAUGUCAAAGGUCCUAGUGUAGACAUUGAAGCUCCAGAUGUUGAUGCAUCAGCUAAAAAAUUCAAGCUACCCAAAAUAAAAAUGCCAAAGUUUGGUUUCUCAGGACCAAGAGUGAAAGAACCUAGUGUUGAUGUAGAUGCUGACCUCAAAACACCAGAUCUGUCCUGUCCAGAUGUAGAUGCAAGGCUGCCCAAAGCAGACCUGACAGUCCCUGAUGUUGAUCUAAAAGCUCCAGACAUUGAUGCCAGUCUUGACUUACCUAAAGUUGAUGUGGAUGCUCCUGGAGUAGACUUAAAAGCACCAGAUCUCUCUUUGGUUGCACCACAAAUUGACGGCAGUCUUGAUGCACCUGAUUUUGACACCAAUUUACCAAGGGCGUAUGUCAAAGGUCCUAGUGUAGACAUUGAAGCUCCAGAUGUUGAUGCAUCAGCUAAAAAAUUCAAGCUACCCAAAAUAAAAAUGCCAAAGUUUGGUUUCUCAGGGCCAAGAGUGAAAGAACCUAGUGUUGAUGUAGAUGCUGACCUCAAAACACCAGAUCUGUCCUGUCCAGAUGUAGAUGCAAGGCUGCCCAAAGCAGACCUAACAGUCCCUGAUGUUGAUCUAAAAGCUCCAGACAUUGAUGCCAGUCUUGACUUACCUAAAGUUGAUGUGGAUGCUCCUGAAGUAGACUUAAAAGCACCAGAUCUCUCUUUGGCUGCACCACAAAUUGAUGGAAACCUUUCAGCUCCAAACAUAGAUGCCAAGUUUCCAAAAGCUGAACUGGGAGCAUCUGAUGUCACAGUGAUAUCUCCACACGUGGACAUCAACUUGCCCAAAGCUGACCUUGAAGGACCUGACGCACAGUUAAAGACACCAGAUCUAGAUUUAGAUCCCCACCUUGGUGAAUUAAAAAUGCCUCAUUUCAAACUCCCAAAGCUGGACCUUUCAGGUUCCGAUGUUGAAAUUCCCAGUGUUCAGACCUCUGGUGAGGCUAAAACGAAGACACCCAGGGUUGACAUCAAUACACCUACAGCAGAUGCCAACAUUUCAGUUCCUUCAGUAGAACUGAGUGCACCAACUGUAGAUAACAAUCUUGAGAAAUCCAAAUUGCCACAUUUGAAGUUUCCAAGAUUCAGCUUUUCAGGGUCUAAAACAAAAUCUCCAGAGAUAAAUACCAAUCCAAGUCUUGAAAUAGAUGAUAAUGUUGACUCUGAAACUGAUGUAUCAUUGGGCGAUAUGGAGGUCCCAACUUUUAAAACUCACAGACUGCCCGCAUACAGCAUUGACGGCAUUGGAGAGAUUGCUGAUGCAAUUGGUGUAUCAAAGCUUGACUCCGAGGAAAAAGAUUAUGUUGUCAGCAAAGGUAUCCGAUUGCCAAUAGUUAACGGAACAUCAAAGUCAGGAGACAAAAUUAACAUCAUGGAGAGAUUGAAAAUGGCAAAGGAAAAAGCAUCCUCAUCUAAUGUCUCACCAAGUGAAGGGAAAACUAACGUUGUUCUGAAGAAUGGCACCCCAAGUCUUGUUGACAGCGCCUCCAAAGACGCAGCAGAUUCCUCUCUGCUGAGAGGGGGCACUUUCAAAAUUGAAAAGCCAAAAUCUGUACUGGCCCUGGACACUCCUGGAAUGUCUACAUCAGAUGAAAAUGAAAAAUUGUCCCUUGGUCUCUCGAAUAUGCUUGGCCUAAACAUCAAGACUGACUGAUUCUGAUCAGGUUAAGCUGAGGAAUAAAAUCCAUAAAUACAAUAGCAGCAAUAGAUGUCUCUUAACCAGUUCCAUACCUUAUUUUGUAAUCAUAAAGAGGAAAGAAAAAGUCAGCGAUGAUGAAGAAAGCUGAGUUUUUGUUUUAAUCAAAUGUGUGUAUAUUUUACUAUUAUUUAUGAUAUAACUUUUUUCUAAACAUUGUUCGUUUGGAAGUAGUAUGCAUUAUUUGUCUUGACACAUUCUGUCAAAUCAAUGAAUUUGUAUGAGUACACAUAUUUGUAAAUUUUUGUUUAAUAAAUUACUCAAAUAGUGACACUAGUUUUGUUUAACAUUGAGAUGGAAAAUCAAAGAACCGGUUUUUAUAUCUAAGAUGACAAAACUUAUUAAACAAACUUU